CUGCCAGGUGGGCCAGAGAGCUGCUUGCUGAUGCAACCCGUCAACCGCAGCCAGUCCGUCUUGAGGCUCCUCAUUGACUUUCCUUUAUUUCUUUCCACAGCCAGCUUUCCUUUCCAACCUGACUUCCUCUGCUUCUCUUCCCAUAUCCCACCUGCUCUCCACCGGGGCUACCAUCACCAAACACUCCUGCCGCCUUCAGAUCGUCGACAAAAUGGCCUCAUCUCAGCAUGGCUACGACGACUCCGACUCGGACGGCGGCAACUUCAACCCUGCGCCAGCCGACAAUUCUGAUGACGAGCAACAGCCCUCGUCGCCUGUUGAGUCCAGGAAUGGCGCUCGUCGAAGCAGCCCUAGCCGUGACGACGACGAUGCCGAUGGCGACGCACACGGAGAUUCGCACUCCGCCCACGGGCGCGAGGACAACGAGAGCGACAACGAGGAUGACGCUCGCCCUCGAAAGUCUGCUCGCGAUGACGAUGACGAAGACGAAGAGGACGAGGACGAGGACGAGGACGAGGACGAUGAUGAGGACGAGGAGGACAUGCCUCAACAUCGUCGCAAGCGCAGGAGGAGAAAGGAUGCGAGGGCAGCUUUCUUCGACGUGGAAGCCGAGGUCGACGAUGACGAGGAUGAGGUCGAGGACGAGGAAGAGCAAGCAGAGAUAGGAAACUUCAUUGACCCAACGCACCCCGACGACCUUCUCGAUGCCGGCGAUGACGACGAGAGAUACCACCGCGAGCUCGACCGGCAGAAGCAGAUGCAAGACGACGUCGACGCCGAUGAGGUCGCCGAGCAACUGAGGCUCAAGUAUGGCAAGAAGAACGCCUACUCCGGACGGGGCGCACUUACCGACUCGGCUGUCGUACCCAAGCGUUUGCUGCUGCCUAGCGUACACGAUCCCUCCAUCUGGGGAGUCAAGUGCAAGGAGGGCAAGGAGGCCGAGGUGGUGAUGGCCAUCAUGAAGAAAUACGAGGAGAGCAUUGGCACCGACCACGAGCUUGCCAUCACCUCAGCCUUCGAGCGAGGCGGCCCAAACUCCGUGAUGAAGGGGUACAUCUACGUCGAGGGCCACAGCUCCAUUGACGUUCAAAAGGCUCUCGCGGAUGUCAUGAACGUGUAUCCUCACACCAAGAUGUUCCUGAUCGAGAUCAAGGACAUGCCCGACCUGCUGCGCGUGCAGCCACCGCCCAAGCUGAUGCCAGGCACUUGGGUUCGCAUCAAGAGGCCCAAGCUAUAUGAGGGUGACUUGGCCCAGGUAUUGGACAUAACAGACACAGGUCUUGAUGCCGCACUCAAGAUCAUUCCUCGAGUCGACUACAGCAACCGUGACGACAGGCUUGCUGCCGAAAAGGCAAGCGGCCUCGACAAGGAUGGGAAGAGGAAGCGGCCUGGCUUCUUCGCUAAGCCUCGUCCGCCCCAGAGGCUUUUCAGCGAGGUAGAGGCUCGGAAGCGCAACCCCGCGGCGCUGUCCAUGAGCCCAAUGGCAAACACCUUCACCUUCAAGAACGAAGAGUACUCGAAGGGCUUCCUCCAGAAACACAUUAAGAUUCAGCACCUCAUCACGACAAACGUCAACCCAACCCUAGAGGAGGUUACCAAGUUUGCCAGCUCAGACGAGAAAGACGGCGCUGAGAAUCUCGACCUCAAAGCACUCGCUGUUAGCUUGAAGGACAGCAGUGCACAUGUCGCCUACCUUCCAGGUGACGUCGUCGAGGUAUACAAGGGCGAACAAAAGGGUGUGAUUGGCAAAGCCACAAACGUUGUCGGUGACAUCGUCACCCUCACAGCUACCGAGGGCGAUCUGCAAGGCCAGUCGAUUGAUGUGCCUACAUCCUCGCUGAGGAAACGAUUCAAGCUUGGAGACCACGUCAAAGUCACGAGCCUUAGCCGUUAUGAGGGCGAGGUUGGUAUGGUCGUGAAGAUUUCUGACGAUCGUGUUACAUUCUUGACCGACCAGAAUAACACUGAGAUUACGGUCUUUAGCAAGGAUCUCAGAGAAGCCAGUGAUAUUAGUGGACAAGGUUCUCUCGGACAGUACGCGUUGCUAGACCUGGUGCAGCUGGACGUUACUACAGUUGGAUGUAUCGUCAAGGUUGAUCGUGAGAGUCUCGUUGUUCUCGACCAGAACGGCAGCACAAGGCAGGUCAUGCCCUCUCAGAUCGCAAACAAGAUCCCUAAGCGAAAACACACUAUCGCUGCGGACCGCAACGGCUCAGAGAUUCGACUGGAUGACGUUGUCAAGGAGUACGGCGGCCAACAGCGACAGGGCAAGAUCAUUCACAUCCACCGAUCUUUUGUCUUCCUGCACAACAAUGACUCUAGCGAGAAUGCCGGCGUUUAUGUCACCAGAUCUAGCAGUCUGAUGACCGUUGCGGCAAAGGGUGGCCGGAUCGCAGGCGGCCCGGAUCUUUCUCAGAUGAAUCCGGCAGCGAAGCGUGAUCCUAGCGGCAACAGCGGCAUGUCCGCGCCUCCUCCCAAGCAGUCGUUCGGACGUGACCGCUCCAUUGGCCAGACCGUCACGAUCAAGAAGGGAGGCUGGAAGGGUCUCUUGGGCAUCGUCAAGGAUACCACCGAUACUCAUGCACGAGUCGAGCUACAUACCAAGGGCAAGAUCGUGACAGUACCCAAGGUGGAUCUUGUGUUCAAGGACAAGGUUACAGGGCGGACCAUUGAUAUCAACGGCAGAGGCGGCGGCUUUGGCGGCCGAGGUGGGUUUGGAGGCGGCCGUGGUGGAGGCAUCGACUUGGGCUUCGGCAGCCGCACUCCUCAAGUAUCUUCCGGUUCUGAGCGCACUCCUGCAUGGGGUGCUUCAUCAAGAGCCAGCGCACGUACCCCGGCGUGGAGCCAAGGCCCAUCUGCUGGCUCACGUACACCAGCAUGGGGCGAUGGUUCGCGCACUGUGAACCCCUACGACGGGAGCCGCACAGCCUACGGAUCUGGCUCACGCACACCGGCGUGGUCGUCAGGCGCAAAGACGCCAGCACACGACGGCUUCUCCCUCGGCUCCAAGACACCAGCCUACGCCAGCGGCGGCGGCGACUCGGCAUGGGGCGCAGGGUCCAAGACGCCAGCCUACGGCAUCUCGGCGCCGACGCCAGGCGCAAGCAACGAUGCCUGGGGCCCCACGCCCUCCGCCUACGACGCGCCCACGCCCGGCGGUCUGGGAGCCCCCACGCCCGGCGCGGCGCUCAACGCUCCCACCCCUGGCGCGUUCAAUGCCCCGACCCCUGGUGCGAUGAACGCGCCGACCCCUGCGGCCUGGUCGGGCGCCUGGGGCGCUGAUUCCGCCCCUACCCCUGCGGCGGGUGCGCCGACGCCCGGCGCGAGCGGGGGGUACUACAGCGCGCCUACGCCUGUGGCUUAUGGCAGCGCCGAGACGCCGGCGGCGAGCGGCCCGCGGUAUACGGAUGAUGAUUAAGCUUUUUUGGAGAUAUAUGUUGUUGAUAGGGGGAUGUUUCUAUAAGUUUACCUGCUCGUGGCGUUCAAGGGAAGGGAACAUCUGAAAAGGGGCGGGGGUUGCAGCAUGGCAGCAAGCAGCCUCUAUAAGGGAGACUGCGGGAAGGGAGAAAAAGAGUCGCUGGGCCUAGAUAGCAAAGGCGCACGACGACGUGUUGUCCUGCGCGACACACAGCUUGGUAGCCUAAUCGACUUUUAUGCAUCA
Diaporthe batatas is the source of this 3661-nucleotide messenger RNA. RefSeq lists its product as uncharacterized. Gene Ontology annotation, molecular function: mRNA binding; protein binding. Lineage: Eukaryota; Fungi; Ascomycota; Sordariomycetes; Diaporthales; Diaporthaceae. Gene Ontology annotation, biological process: transcription elongation by RNA polymerase II; regulation of transcription by RNA polymerase II; regulation of DNA-templated transcription elongation. Gene Ontology annotation, cellular component: DSIF complex. The transcript is spliced from 3 exons. Bases 212 to 3418 code for a protein of 1068 amino acids. The record is from RefSeq and is a predicted model, not a curated record.